AUGUCGGGGACAACGAUAGAUGAUGUCGUGAAGCGGCUAAGCAGCGCGGACAUUGAUACCAAGUCCAAGGUAGAAGCUGCCACUACUCUCCGCGACUCCCUAGACCACUACACAAAUGGUCCCAUAUACCCUCCUUUCCUCAAGAGGUUGAUGCCCAUCUUCCUCAACAUCUUGCGUGGACCCUGCAUCUUCCAGAGCAACUCACCAGAGCAGAAAUUGCGAAAUUGUAUCCUGGAGGUCCUUCACAGAUUGCCCAGCGCGCCAUCGCCCGCCGAGCCACUCGAGCCGUACGCCGUCGAACUCGCCGAAUUGCUCAUGCAACUGGUGCGCACCGACAAUGAAGAUAACGCGACACUAUGCGUUAAGAUCACAUCCGAUAUUAUGCGUCAUCAGCACAAGGCGUUGACCGGCAAGGUUCAGCAGUUCCUGUCUCUAAUACAGGAGCUGUUUGAGCAAAUGGACAAGGUCGUCCGUGAGCAGCUGGACAAUGGUGCUGCUCCGCCUGCUGCUGGCGGUGCACCUUCAACACCUGGUGGCUCACAGAACUUCCAGUCGCCUCGACCAGCCUCUCCCGUUGCAUCCGUAACAGAGCUCGGCGCCGACCCUCAGCAACAGAAUCGCCCGCUGCUCAAGGGAAUGCAGUCCUUCAAAGUUCUUUCAGAGUGUCCGAUUAUUGUGGUAUCGAUAUUCCAGGUGUACCGCAAUACAGUCCAGCAAAACGUGAGGGCUUUUGUACCGCUCAUCAAGUCAGCACUGCAGCUCCAAGCCAGCGCACAGAAGCAAGCGCAUGCCGAUGCCGCCAGCAAGGGCAAAAUUCACACUGGUGUCAGCCCUGCAAUCAAGAAUCGUGCGGCCUUCGGCGACUUUAUCACUGCUCAGGUGAAGACUAUGAGCUUCUUGGCGUACUUGCUUAGAGCGCACUCCUCGCAACUUACUGACUUCCUGCCGAGCUUGCCUGACAUCGUCGUGCGACUAUUAAAGGACUGCCCUAAGGAGAAGUCCGCCACGAGGAAGGAGCUUUUGAUUGCAAUCCGGCACAUAAUCAACUAUAACUGCCGCAAAAUCUUUCUGCCCAAAAUUGACGAGCUCCUUGACGAGCGCACAUUGACCGGUGAUGGACUGACAGUCUACGAGACGAUGCGGCCCCUUGCCUACAGCAUGCUUGCAGAUCUGAUACACCAUGUACGAGACUCCCUGAGUCCGGAACAGAUCCGUAAGACAGUCGAGGUCUACACGAGGAACUUGCAGGACCCGUUCCCCGGUACUAGCUUCCAGACCAUGAGUGCGAAGCUUCUGCUCAACAUGGCCGAGUGUAUCGCGAAACUACCUAACAAGGUUGACGCUCGCCACUAUCUCAUGAUGAUUCUCAACGCCAUCGGGGACAAGUUUGCUUCUAUGAAUCGCCAGUACCCAAACGCCGUGAAGCUGUCGAUGCUUUAUCAUCAGCAGCAGGAGAGCAGUGCCAGCGCGCCGGAGACAUAUCUUGCCGACAGAGAGAACCCCCCGGACUGGGAUGAAGUCGACAUCUUCUCCGCAAUGCCCAUUAAGACCUCACACCCGCGCGACAGAGGCUCUGACCCUGUGGUCGACAACAAGUUUCUUUUCAAAAACCUCAUGAACGGGCUGAAGAACACCUUCUACCAGCUGCGAACAUGCAACGUUGGGACACCGAUUGACCCGGCGAACGCGCCCUCACAUUGGCAAGAAGUCGCAUACGGCUUCACUGCGGAAGAGGUCAAUGUUAUCGUUAAGCUCUUCCGCGAGGGCGCCUACGUAUUCCGAUACUAUGAAAUUGAAAAGCCGGCGAUUGAAUCGCAGUACUCUUCACCCGUUGAGCAAAUGGCAAAUUUCUACAUGAUCUCCAGCUCCAAGGAGGAGAAGGACCUGCUCGAAACCUUCGCCACUGUGUUCCACUGCAUUGACCCGGCCACCUUCCAUGAAGUCUUUCAGCAGGAGAUCCCACACCUCUACGACAUGAUAUUCGAACAUACAUCACUGCUGCAUAUACCCCAGUUUUUCUUAGCCAGCGAAGCGACUUCUCCCAGUUUUUGUGGCAUGUUAUUGCAGUUCCUCAUGGAGCGAAUUGACGAAGUUGGUUCAGCUGAUGUCAAGAAAGCCUCCAUCUUGAUUCGUCUCUUUAAGCUGGCCUUUAUGGCCGUCACGCUGUUUGCCGGCCAAAACGAGCAAGUACUCCUUCCGCACGUGGUCAACAUUGUUACCAAGUCGAUUGAGCUUUCGACAAAGGCUGAGGAGCCUAUCAACUACUUUCUUCUGCUGCGUGCACUAUUUCGCAGCAUUGGUGGUGGCAAGUUUGAGCAGCUCUACAAGCAGAUCCUGCCGCUACUAGAAAUGCUGCUCGAUGUUCUGAACAACUUGCUCAUGGCGGCACGUAAGCCGGCUGAGAGGGAUCUUUAUGUUGAGCUGUGUCUCACCGUUCCUGCGCGACUCAGUCAUCUGCUGCCCCAUCUGAGAUUCUUGAUGCGGCCGCUGGUGGUUGCCCUUCGCGCUGGCACGGAUUUGGUUGGUCAAGGUCUUCGGACAUUGGAGCUUUGUGUUGACAACUUGACCACCGAUUACCUCGAUCCCAUCAUGGCCCCUGUUAUUGAUGAACUCAUGACUGCGCUAUUUGACCAUCUGCGACCGCAUCCUUACAAUCACUUCCAUGCGCACACCACUAUGCGUAUUCUAGGCAAACUUGGAGGGCGAAAUCGUAAAUUUAUGACUGCGGCGGUGCCUCUGACCUACCAGACAUACGCAGACGAUUCGGCAAGCUUCGACGUCCGCUUAAUUGGCUCCAAGUAUGACAGAGCAUUCCCUGCGGACCUGGGCAUCGAUUUUGCGAUCCAGAAACUCAUGGAGGUUGUGAAGAACGGCAAAGGCAACCAAACUAAGCAAUACGAGGAGUACUACAAGGGCCAGGCGUUGCACUUUAUCAAGACACAGCUGAAACUUCGCAUUGGCUACGACCAGUUACCAGAAGACUUGCCGCGUAUUGUUCGGCUGCAGGCGCAAGACCUGCUUGGCCGCAAGCUCGAUAUCAAUUUUGCACCUUUUGAGAUGUCAAGUCGCGACAAAUCCAUCCCGAAAAAAGAUGAGCAAGACGAAAUUACAAAGCGCCUGCUCAAGGCAGUUAUGUUCGCAUAUUCUAUACCUGAAUUUAAAGCGAAGGCCGCCGCUUUCAUGCAAGAUAUCUGCAGACACUUUUCGCUUAUCGAGAUUGGAAGGUCGCUGGUCGACUUGAAACGCAACACCAGCCCGUUCGACCCCAAAGCUGGCGAGGGGCCGCUCUUCAUCGAUACACGGGUACUGUCCGAUGCGAUUGUCGAGUCACUGGCGUCUGAUCACCCUGACGUCCGCGAAGCAGCUCAGAAUGCCAUCCGCGAUCUCUUCCAGUGUACUGCUAUCGUGUUCGGCUCUGCGGACAACGUAGGUCGCCUGCCUUUGUUUAGCCACCUCAGCAGCACUUUCUGUCACAGCUGCUACGAGGAGGAAUGGUUUACCAAGGCUGGUGGCAGUCUCGGUAUCAACUUCCUCCUCACGGAGCUUGAUUUUGGCGAUCAAUGGGUCGCCACCAAGCAGAUGGAAUUCAUCCGAUCGCUCAUGUAUGUCAUCAAGGACAUGCCCCCUGAUCUGCCUGAGAAGACGCGAUGCCUUGCCCAAAGCAGCCUGCAAGUACUCCUCGCCCGCAUCACCAAAAAUAUCAAGAAAGAAGAUGCCCUGCCUGUUCAGCCACAACACGGGCAGCCCUUGGUCAAGCAGCCUCGCCUUGCGCAAAUCUGCAUGCAGUUUAACAACGAGUUGUUCCACAUGAACAAGUUUGUGCGCGAGACUGCGAGAGAGUCUCUGGAGCUUAUUGCCAAGGCUGCUAGCUGCGAAGUCUGGGAACUGGUUGAGCCUUACAAGGACAGAUUCUUGCAACCGAUCUAUGCAAAGCCGCUCCGCGCUCUACCCUUCGCUAUUCAGAUUGGAUAUAUCAAUGCCAUGACCUACCACAUGAGUCUGAAGAGCGAUUGGGUCAAGUUUGACGAAAACCUAAAUCGACUGCUCAUGGAGUCUCUUGCUCUGGCAGACGCGAGUGACGAAUCAUUGGCCAACAAGCCAGCUGAGUAUCGCACCCAUGAGCACAUUGUCAACUUGCGCAUCUCUUGCAUUAAGCUGCUGAGCACGGCCAUGGCUUUUGAAGACUUUGCGAAUGCCCCUACGAAAGGCAAGAUUCUAUCUGUUUUCUUCAAGUGCCUAUACUCAGACUCCAAACCUACCAUUGCUGCAGCCAACGAUGCCCUGAAGUCAAUCUUGCUCGUUGAUAGAAGAUUACCUAAAGAUCUGCUCCAGGGAGGCCUUCGUCCUGUUCUGCAAAGUCUCUCUGACCCGAAGAAGCUCAACGUCAACGGACUUGAGAACUUGUCCCGUUUGCUGAAGCUGCUUACCAGCUACUUCAAGGUAGAAAUUGGAGUGCGCUUACUGGAUCAAGUGGAUUCCAUCGUGGAACCCAGCGCCUGGCAGCAGAUUUCCUUUACCUUCUUUGAGCAGAAUCCUCAGAUGAGAGUCAUUGCAGCGAUUCUGCACAUUUUCCAUCUCCUGCCUGCUCAGGCUGAAGCCUUCAAGGAUAGACUCAUUGAUUGCCUACUCACGCUUGAGGAUCGUCUCAGACGAACACAUCAGAGUCCAUUCAGAGCGCCUAUGUACCUGUACCUGAACAGAUACGCCAAGGAGGUCUGGGGCUAUUUAGUUAGCAAGAUGGAUGAGCUCAAGUACGGCAGACUUCUUGCCCAGGUACUUUUGAGUCCGGAGAGCGGCCCGAUGCGCGAGGUUGCAGCGGCGGAGUUUGAGAAUCUACAGAAGAAAUGCAAUGAGAUUGUUGGCCGGAACGACGAGAAGAAGUUCACCGCCAUGGUCAACACCAUUCAUGUGCUGCACUCGCUGUCUCAGUUCCCAGAUGCGUGCGGAUGGAUGGACAAGAAAGAGCAUCUGGUCUGGCUGAAGAGAAUGGGCAAGGAUCUUGAGAGCCACCUGCGGAGCUACACCUGUCCGGCUGCGAUGCGCCUUCCUGCUCACCAGGCAGCAGAACAGCUCAUGGAUGUUCUGGUCAAGUCCCUGGAACGAUCUCCAAAGGACCUGGACUCGCUAUUCAGUCUCAUUGAGCACGUCACAGCGGAGGAGCUUCGGUCAACCCAAGCACUCUACUCCUUCAUCUACAGCCAUGUCAUUUCCAGCGACUCAAUCGAUUUCUGGAAGACGACAGUUCUUCGAUGCUUGGAUGCGUACUCUGCCAGAAGCGGAUCUAACAAGACAAAAUACUUCUUGCUUCACAACAUUGUCAACCCAAUUGUUGCGAUGGACGUCAUGAGACGCUGGAAUCAACAUGAGCAGGACAAGUCGCAGCGUUUCAUGGACAAGUCUGUCAUUGAUGCCGUGAGCUCCAAGAUCUGGAAGGUUCACCCAGACAUGGCGUCGGACGAUGCUGCUGGUAUUGACCACACUAGAUUUGAGGUGCUCCAACUCUCGGCGAUGCUUGUCAAGUAUUAUCACAGCACUUUGCAAGAAGCUCGCAAAGACAUCAUCAAGUUCGGCUGGACAUUCAUCCGCCUCGAAGACAUCAUCAACAAACAUGCCGCCUACGUCGUCAUCGGUUACUUCAUCGCACACUACGAAACGCCUACUAAGAUUGUGAAUCAAGUGUACUUGUCUCUGUUGAAGACGAACCAGAACGAGGGACGUGCCUUGGUGACGCAGGCCCUCGAGCUGAUCGCCCCGGUGUUGCCAAAGCGCUGUGCCACUCUGCCGACGGAGAAGUUCCCUGCUUGGCAAGUUGCGCCUCGCCGUAUCCUGGCUGACGAGGGACACAAUGUUCAGCAGAUGAUGAGCAUCUUCCAGUUUCUGGUCAAGCAUCCGGAUUUGUUCUAUGAAGCACGUGAUAAGUAUACCGUUCUUCUUAUUUCUUCUCUGCGCAAGGUUGCCGCGCCUCCAAACCCGUCUCACGAGCACAAGAAGCUGGCCCUCAACAUGAUGUGGCUAGUUUGGACCUGGGAGCAGUGGCGCGUUGAAGGGAGAAGCACUGCCGGGUCGCUUUCGCCCGUGUCCAAAAAGCGCAAGCUCGACAGCAAUGAUCAGCCCGUAGCUUCGCCUAUACUUGCAAAGGCCACGCCUGAGUAUCUCAUCCCGCCUGGGUUCCGACAGAAGAUGCUCAAGUUCCUGGUCGAGUUCAUCGCUCAGCUCAAUGAGCGUUACGUGUUGCCUUCUGCCAAGCCACGGGAGCCGACGCCAACGACAAUGCCCGUGCCGCAGACAUCUACGGAGCUUUGCAAGAAGGCAAUGUCACUGCUUCACAACUUGGUUCAGCCCCAGUACUGGGGUGACCUAGAGCUGGACUUGUUCCCCAACGUCACUGAUGUGAUGCUCGCCAGUGAGAAGACGCAGUCCAUCCUCAACGCCGAUCCAUCCGAUAAGGAAAAGUACGACGACAAGUUCCUGACCAGCAUCAUCAACACUCUGCAGGUUGUCCGCAUCCUGCUGAAUGCAAAGUCAGACGAAUGGAUCCAGAAGAACAUUCCUGCUGUGCAGAAGGUUUUGGAGAAGUGUCUCAAGUCUGAAAAUCCUGAAAUUCAAGACUGCUUGCAUCUCCAAGACAAGAAAUACGACAAUGGCCGUGAGUUGAAGUCCACCAUCAAGCGGUUUUUGGACGCAGUUCCAGAAGAUACUCCCAUGGAGGACGCCGAUGCCGACGGCGAGCCCGAAGCACCGACUUCUGAGAUAAUUGCAUAUCUAUCACAAAUUGCAACGGAGCAGAUGAACAAUGCCUCUUACUUUUCUGGCGUCAACAUUCUGUGGUCUCUAGAGGAUCGCAAGCCUGCCGUCAUUGACCAGCACAUCCCUUCUCUGAUGAAGGCUCUUCAAAGCAAACAUGCUCGAGAACAUGUUCAGCACUACAACGCCCUGGCAAGCAAUUCUAACGGGGCCCAACGGCCCCCCGAUGCCCUUGCUGUCACUGGCGAGCUUCCCGCGUACGAGCUAGAAUUGCAGACGCGAUUGAUGAUCAAAGAAAUCCAGGUCGUUGCGCUCAGAAUGGAGACGUUGGGAGAUAAUCGACGUCCUUUCCUCAGCGUCUUGGCGACCUUGGUCGAAAAGUCGCUGCACAUUGACUUGUGCACAGAGAUCCUGAACAUGGUCGAGAGCUGGGUAUUCCGAGUUGAAGGAACGUGGCCGACACUUAAGGAGAAAACCGCCGUUCUUCAUAAGAUGCUUUGCUUUGAGCAUAGACAGGACCCUACAAUGCUGUCCAAGUUUCUGGAGCUGGUGAUCAAGAUCUACGAAGACCCCAGAAUCACGAGAACCGAGCUCACCGUGCGCAUGGAGCACGCUUUCCUCAUAGGAACUAGAGCCGCUGAUGUCGAGAUGCGCAAUCGCUUCAUGGCCAUCUUUGACAAGAGCCUCUCUAAGACUGCUAGUGUGCGCCUGUCCUACAUUUUGACCGCACAGAAUUGGGACACGCUUGCCGAUUCUUACUGGCUUGCGCAGGCCUCGCAGCUGCUUUUUGGAGCCGUCGAGAUGAACACGGCCCUCCAGCUACACUCGGACGAUUACCGGGUUCUCUCGACAUCACAGCUUGCUGCUGUCUAUCCGAAGGACUCGACUCGUGAGUCCGCUUCUAUGGCCGAUGACAAGUUUGACGACCUGAUGUCGAGACACCGCCGUUUCAUCCACGAGCUGGGCGAGGUCAAAGUGAGGGAUGUCAUUGAGCCGUUGGUGCAGCUGCAGCACGCCGACAACCAGCUUGCUCACCAACUUUGGCUGGCCUUGUUCCCCAUGUUCUGGACAGCCACGGCUCGUGAUGAGCGACCUGACCUGGAGCGAGGAAUCGUCGCGCUGCUGACUAAGGACUACCACAGCCGCCAGAUCGACAAGCGACCCAACGUGGUCCAAUCUCUUGUCGAAGGAGCUGGCAAAGCUGCGCCAGAGUGCAGGCUCCCCCCUCACGUGCUCAAGUUCGAGGCCAAGACGUAUGAUGCCUGGUAUGCGGCACUCGUACAGCUAGAAAAUGCUGCCAUCAAGCCCAUGGGCGACUCGGCCCUUGUCAGGGAAAGCAAUCUCGAUGCCCUGGUUGACCUGUACGCGUCCUUGCAGGAAGAAGACCUGUUCUACGGCACGUGGCGGCGACGAUGCCAGUUUGUCGAGACGAACGCUGGUCUUUCUUACGAACAGAAUGGAAUGUGGGACAAGGCACAGAAGCUGUACGAGAAUGCGCAAGUCAAGGCCCGGACCGGUGUGAUUCCCUUCACCCAGGCCGAGUACAUGCUUUGGGAGGACCACUGGGUGCUGUGCGCGCAGAAGCUGCAGCAGUGGGAGAUUUUGCAGGACUUUGCCAAGCAUGAGAACUUCCAGGACUUGCUGCUCGAAUGUGCCUGGCGAAACACGGAGAUGUGGCAAGAAGAGCAGCAUCGCGAAGCACUCGACAACAUCAUCAAGGGUGUCAUGGAUGCCCCUACGCCUCGUCGCGCUUGCUUUCAGGCCUUCAUGGCCUUGCUCAAGUUCCAUAACCAACCUCAGGCGGAGAGUCAAAGCGAGUUUGUCCGUGUCUGCGACGAGGCCAUUCAGCUGUCGAUUCGCAAGUGGCAUCAGCUGCCUGAGCGGUUGACUAAUGCCCAUGUCCCCUUGCUGCAAAACUUCCAGCAGCUUGUUGAGAUGCACGACGCCAGCGUCAUCUGCCAGAGCCUGGCAUCCACCAAUGCUUCGAAUCUCGAUGUCAAGUCUGGGGAGCUGAAGCUUCUUCUGGGCGCCUGGCGCGACCGUCUUCCCAACGUCUGGGACGACAUCACUGCCUGGCAGGACCUGGUCACAUGGCGACAGCACAUCUUUGGCCUCAUCAAUCAAACGUACCUGCAACUGCUACCCCAGCAGGGAGGCCAAAACGGCGGAGGCGCAUCCUCCUUUGCUUACCGCGGCUACCACGAGACUGCCUGGAUAAUCAACAGAUUUGCUCACGUCGCUCGCAAGCAUAAUCUGCCCGACGUCUGCAUCAGCCAGCUGAGCCGCAUCUAUACUCUGCCUAACAUUGAGAUUCAAGAGGCCUUCUUGAAGCUUCGCGAGCAAGCCAAGUGCCACUAUGAGAACUCAGAGGAACUAAACAGUGGGUUGGAUGUGAUUAACAAUACGAACCUCAGCUACUUCAAUCCUCAGCAAAAGGCGGAAUUCUACACCCUGAAAGGCAUGUUUCAAGAAAAGCUCAAGCACAAGGACGAAGCCGACGCCGCAUACGGAACCGCCCUGUUCUACGACAUUGGUGCAGCAAAGGCAUGGGCUGAAUGGGGCCAUUUCAACGACCGCAAGUUCAAGGAAAAUCCAGCCGAUCUCAAUUCUGCUCGUCAAGCCCUCACCUCGUACCUGCAAGCCGCAGGCAGCUACAAGAGUGCCAAAUCUCGCAAGCUUCUCGCUCGCAUCCUGUGGCUGCUGAGCCUUGACGAUGCUAGGGGUACCAUUGCCAUGGGCUUUGACGACUUUAAGGGCGAAACCCCCGUUUGGUACUGGAUCACGUAUAUCCCGCAGCUCCUGACUGGGCUUGGCUACAAGGAAGCGCCGCGCGUCUACCAAAUUCUUCUCAGCAUCGCCAAGUCUUACCCUCAGGCCCUCUACUUCCAGCUCCGCACAAGCCGAGAGGACAUGAACACCAUCCGAAAGAACCAGGAAGCCAAGGAGAAGGCACGCCAGCGCCAGCAGUCAAUGGCGAACAACAAGGCCAACGCUUCGCCUUCCGUGCCCAAGUCUGACGUUCCAAAACCCGACCAGACAUCCCGUCCGGGCACAGCCAACAACGGAGACGCGGCUGUCAAGACGGAGGGCGACGCCGCCGCUGCGGCAGCUACUCCCUCCGCUUCGGUUGCAGCGUCUACUCCUACUCCCGGACCUGAUGCCAAGACGCCGGCCCAAGGAGCCCCGGCCCAGGGAGCCCCGGCCCAAGAAGCCCCGGCGACGCGGGCUGCCCACAACGGCAAGAAGCCGCCUUGGGAGCUCAACGAGGAAAUUAUGUCAGUCCUCAAGACAGCGUUUCCUCUUCUGGCCCUGUCAAUGGAGACCAUGGUGGACCAGAUCCAAAAGCACUUCAAGUGUCCACCCGACGAGGAUGCGUAUCGAUUGAUCGUGGCGCUUCUCAACGAUGCCUUGACAUUCGUUAGCAGGACUCCUCCAUCAUUUGCUCGAAGUGUCAAGCUGCCGUCGGCGACGGAAACCAACAUUACCAGGUUUGCCGAUACCAUCUUGCCGAGUCAUAUCAAGAAGUCGUUCGAAGCAGACUUUGUGGAUGUCAAACCGACUAUGUAUGAGUACAUCCACAAGUUACGCAGAUGGCGCACCAAGUUUGAGGACAAGUUGGAUCGCCGCAUCGGGCACACUCCGCUCGAGGCUUUCUCGCCUCACCUGAGCGAGUUCCGGUACCAGAAGUUUGAUGACGUUGAGGUGCCGGGACAAUACCUGCAGCACAAGGACAAGAACCAGGACUUUAUCCGCAUCGAGCGGUUCCUGCCGAAUGUCGACCUGGUGCGCUCAAUCAGUGCCUCGUAUCGUCGUCUCAAGAUGCGUGGCCACGAUGGCAGUGUUCACUCGUGGGCUGUUCAGCAUCCAGCCGCACGGCACUGCCGCCGUGAGGAGCGAAUCCUGCAGCUCUUCCGCCAGCUCAACCAGACGCUGGGCCGCAAGAAGGAGAGUCGACGCCGCGACCUGAAGUUUACGCUGCCGCUGAUGGUUCCUCUGGCGCCUCACAUUAGGAUUGUUCAAGAGGACACGUCGUACAUUACGCUGCACGGCAUCUACGAGGACCACUGCAGACGGAUGGGCGUGCAAAAAGACGAGCCGGUACUGUUUACGCUGGAGAAGCUGCGCGGGGUGCUUGAGAACAAGGGACAGAGCAAGCCGGAGCUCACGCCGACGGCGCGGCUCGAGGUGUUCAAUGCCAUCCAGGAGAAGUGGGUUCCGCAUACUGUCGUCUUGGACUACUUCCAACGCAUAUUCCCUCAGUUUGCCGAGUUUUGGCUGUUCCGUCGGCAGUUCUCGUAUCAGCUGUCGGCGCUCACGUUCAUGACGUACAUCUUGUUCAUGCACAACCGUUACCCUGCCAAGAUGAACAUUGCGCGCGGCUCGGGCAUCAUCUGGGGCUCGGAGCUCAUGUCGUUCAUGGGACCACAUAAGCCGUUCUUCCACAACCCGGAGCCCGUCCCGUUCCGUCUCACGCCCAACCUGCAGACGGUCAUGGGCCCGCUGGCGACGGAGGGCAUCUUUGCGUGCGCCGUGAUGGCGAUUGCGCGGUGCCUGACGGAGCCGGAGCAAGAGCUGGAGCACGCGCUGACGCUCUUCGUGCGAGAUGAGAUGAUCUUCUGGCUGACGAGCAGUCACCGCAACGGCAUCAGCGAGAGCCAGCUGCGCGAGUCGGUGCAGGUCAACAGCGACUCGAUUGUGAAGCGCGCGGCGAGCCUGGCGCACAACCCGUCGGGCAACUUGCCGGCCAACCAGACGGUGAUUGAUGCCAUUGCGCAGGCGGUCAACCCGAUGAACCUGGCGCAGUGCGAUGUUCUCUGGAUGCCGUAUCUGUAG
Messenger RNA from Cordyceps fumosorosea ARSEF 2679, 11577 nucleotides. Its product is annotated as PIK-related kinase, FAT. The transcript has 3 exons. Gene Ontology annotation, molecular function: protein binding; transcription coregulator activity. Gene Ontology annotation, biological process: regulation of DNA-templated transcription; DNA repair. The record is from RefSeq and is a predicted model, not a curated record. NCBI's taxonomy places the organism in Eukaryota, Fungi, Ascomycota, Sordariomycetes, Hypocreales, Cordycipitaceae. Gene Ontology annotation, cellular component: NuA4 histone acetyltransferase complex; SAGA complex; nucleus. Bases 1 to 11577 code for a protein of 3858 amino acids.